Molecule: messenger RNA, 1534 nt
Organism: Humulus lupulus (European hop)
Lineage: Eukaryota; Viridiplantae; Streptophyta; Magnoliopsida; Rosales; Cannabaceae
Product: L-tryptophan--pyruvate aminotransferase 1
Exons: 5
Coding region: 80-1297 (405 amino acids)
Biological process (GO): amino acid metabolic process
Molecular function (GO): transaminase activity; carbon-sulfur lyase activity
Source: RefSeq, a predicted model, not a curated record
AAGUGUGACCCAACUACGAAAUUUCAAGCUAGAAAAACCAAAGAAAAAAAGAAGAGAGAAAAUAAUAAUUUUGUGAAAGAUGUGUGGCACUGAGAACCAAGCUGCUACCAAUGGCACCACCAAACACUUAUCAUCACCAUCAUCAUCAACAGACGUUGUCCUUAAUCUGGAUCAUGGUGAUCCGACGGUUUACGAGUCUUACUGGAAGAGAAUUGGAGAGAAAUGUACGGUGGUGAUCAAGGGCAGCGAGUUGAUGAGCUAUAUAAGCGAUGUGAGGAAGCCCUGCUGGUUUUUGGAGGAGAAGUUUGAGAGUGUCAUUAAGAGGCUCCACCGUCUGACCGGUAACGCCGUCGUGGAUGACCGUUAUGUGGUGGUGGGAACUGGCUCCACUCAGCUUUUCCAGGCUUUACUCUACGCUAUCACUACUACUGAUGCUUCCCUCGGCGGCACCGGCGGUGGCCCUGAUCAACUACCUGUCCCCGUAGUUUGUGCUGCUCCUUACUACUCGCAAUAUGCGGAAGAGACGGAUUAUCUGCGAUCUGGGCUGUACAAGUGGGCGGGUGAUGCUUAUGCAUUCGAUAAGGAUGGACCAUACAUCGAAGUGGUUACUUCGCCAAAUAACCCCGACGGCACCACUCGUGAAGCGGUCGUCAUCCACAACGGUGACCAAGGCAAGGUUCUCUACGACAUGGCCUACUAUUGGCCUCAGUACACUCCCAUCACUCGCCCUGCUGAUCAUGACAUUAUGUACUUCACCUUCUCCAAGAGCACUGGCCACGCCGGUUCCCGCAUUGGAUGGGCUCUUGUGAAGGACGAGGCGAUAGCUAGAAAGAUGACCAAGUUCAUAGAACUAAGCUCGAUUGGGGUGUCGAAGGAUUCCCAGAUCAGAGCUGCAAAGAUCAUGGAGGUGAUUUGCGAGGACUACCAAGAUUUCAAGCAUCAUCAAAACUCGAACCAUUUCUUUGAAUAUGCCCGUAAACUCAUGGAGAACAGAUGGAAGAGAUUGAGAGAGGUCGUGGCUCGGAGUAACGUUUUCAGUCUCCCUAAGUACUCUCAAGAAUACUGUCUUUUCCAUGGAGAGUGCACUGAGUCAUACCCUGCAUUUGCAUGGCUGAAGUGCAAGGAGGAGGGUGUAGAGGACUGUGAGAAGCUUUUACAGGAAUACAAAAUAUUGGGCAGAGGAGGGAAACGGUUUGGGUCUGAUCCAAGCUAUGCUAGAGUCAGUAUCCUGAGCAGGGAAGAGGUGUUUCAACAGUUCCUGGAAAGGCUUGAGAUUAUUAAAGGGAACACAAACUAAUCAGUCAAUAAGAAUAAUAGUAAUAUAUUAUAUAAACCAAUUCUUAGAAGAAAUGGUUGUUGUUGACCAUUCUUUAGAAGAAAUGGUUUUAAGUUGUAAUGUUUUGUUUCUUGUUUGUUAAUUAAGUUAGAGUCGUGAGCUUAUAUAGCUCCUCUUGUUUUUGUAAUUUUUAUGCAAACCUCAUCAACCACAAUUUAUUAUUAUUUUUAAAUAUAUUUUAUGCAGAAUAUGUUUCUG